This is a messenger RNA of Galendromus occidentalis (western predatory mite), 1259 nucleotides long. Its product is annotated as cuticle protein 10.9. Gene Ontology annotation, cellular component: chitin-based extracellular matrix. Bases 487 to 990 code for a protein of 167 amino acids. NCBI's taxonomy places the organism in Eukaryota, Metazoa, Arthropoda, Arachnida, Mesostigmata, Phytoseiidae. The record is from RefSeq and is a predicted model, not a curated record. Gene Ontology annotation, molecular function: structural constituent of chitin-based larval cuticle. The transcript has 2 exons.
ACUCGAGCUGGAGACAACGCAUUGUGAUGCGGAUCCCCCGAAAAUGGAUGGAGCCCCCGAUAAUGUUGAAACUGCACAUUCUGAAAAAUGGAGAGAAUGGCGGGAGCCAUUUUCUCCAUUUUUCGGCGGUGCUUUCUUUUGACAAAGAAACCGCUUAUGAUCGGGUGAUAAUUUCUCGGUGAUAAUUCGAAUUAGCGGAGAGUUCUCGGAUCCCUCGUACGAAUGAGACGGAGAAUGGGAAAGCCGCGGAUCUGUUUGGUAUUCUGCUCGAUCCACGGCCGAGCAGCCAGCGGCGCAACGAUCGUGGUUCAUUGAGAUUCUCUUGGAGAUAACAUGCUGCCAGAGCGCAGACACGGAACCGUCGCCGGUGGCGUGCGAGAGAGUUGAAGCACCGAAGAUGUUCUUGUCGUUUCUGCGCGGAGAAGGACUAUAUAAUCAACGAAUUCGCUGUUUUCCCCCGUCAAGUGUCUCAAGAAUCAGACGAUCAUGAAGUUUGUCAUCGUUUUGACUCUCGCGGUUGCCGCGCGCGCCCAAUUGCGGGUUAACGCCAUCGAUAACUCCGGAGCGUACAUUCCCAAUCAGUACGACAACGUUCCCACCCCAUAUAACUUCGCCUACUCCUCCGACGGGGCAGAAGGGGGUCAUUCCCACCAGGAAAGCGGGGACGGGCAAGGCCGAGUGCAGGGAUCGUACUCGAUCACUCUGGCCGACGGACGUACGCGGACCGUGAACUACGUGGCAGAUGAGAACGGAUAUCGUGCUGAGGUGAACACCAAUGAGCUGGGAACCGAGUCUAAAAAUCCCGCCGACGUAAUCAUCACCUCGUCAGCCAUCACCGGUGCCGAGGCCGCCGUGCAGUACGGACCUCAGGCUCCUCCUGAGAGACAGAUUUCGUAUGCAGCUCGUCCCCAAAUUCAAUUGCGACAGGUUAACAACCAAAUCGCUCUCCCGUCAUACGGGACCUUCGCGGGAGUUCCAGGACAGUCCUGAGCGCGUAAUAUUUCUGUUCGUACAGAGUUGAAAAUUCUUGACGUUUCCCCAUGAAUUAGCUCAUCGUUUUUACGGAUGGCGUUCGUGGUUCACCUCGCGUUCAUUUUUUAUUCAGGUAGGUUCCAUUCUCUACACAUGUCAACACAACUUAGGAGAUUUAGAGGAGACUUUCCAGGCUCAGACGAUUAAAGAAGCGACAGAGACAUGGAAGCUGACUUGACUACCUUCCCCUAUAUCCCAAUAAUAAAUAUAUGGAACGAUAAUUUUUU